Hemisphaericaspora subhashii is the source of this 3066-nucleotide messenger RNA. Its product is annotated as chromatin-remodeling ATPase. Gene Ontology annotation, cellular component: nucleus; chromatin. Gene Ontology annotation, biological process: regulation of transcription by RNA polymerase II; nucleosome organization. Gene Ontology annotation, molecular function: nucleosome binding; ATP binding; ATP hydrolysis activity. The coding region runs from base 1 to 3066 and encodes 1021 amino acids. The transcript has 2 exons. The record is from RefSeq and is a predicted model, not a curated record. NCBI's taxonomy places the organism in Eukaryota, Fungi, Ascomycota, Pichiomycetes, Serinales, Debaryomycetaceae.
AUGAGUUCAAUCGAAACAACUCCUUCAUUGGAUUUGAAUGAAAUCCUAAGAGAUAAUAAUGGAGAUGAAAUAGAAUUUCAAUCUAAUCAAAGUAAAUAUUUCACCAAGACUGAAAAACAACAAGUAGACAUUGAAAAGACAAGUAAUAGAUUCAAGUAUUUAUUAGGUCUCACUGGUUUAUUCCGUCAUUUCAUUGAAGCAAAAGCGAAUAAAGAUCCGUUAUUUAGAAAGAUUGUUGAUGAUAUUCAUGAUUCAGAAAUUAAACAUCAACAAGCAAAACUUGCAUCUGCAAGAAGAAGAAAGACAGAAAAGGAAGAAGAUAUGGAAUUGCUUAAUGAUGAAAGAUCAACUAGUUCAAUUUUGGAAUUUGUUGAAUCUCCAGGAUAUGUUCAUAAUGGGAAAUUAAGACCUUAUCAAAUUCAAGGUUUAAAUUGGUUAAUUUCAUUAUAUGAAAAUAAUUUAUCAGGUAUUUUAGCUGAUGAAAUGGGUUUAGGUAAAACAUUACAAACAAUUUCAUUUUUAGGAUAUCUUAGAUUUAUAAGAAAAAUUAAUGGACCUCAUAUUGUUAUAACUCCAAAAUCAACUUUAGAUAACUGGGCAAGAGAAUUUAAUAGAUGGAUUCCAGAUAUAAAAGUCCUUGUAUUACAAGGGGAUAAAGAUGAAAGAGCUAAUUUGAUUAAAAAUAGAGUAAUGACUUGUGAUUUCGAUGUUAUUAUUGCCUCGUAUGAAAUUGUCAUUAGAGAAAAAUCAACAUUCAAGAAAUUUGAUUGGGAAUAUAUUAUAAUUGAUGAAGCUCAUCGUAUUAAGAAUGAAGAAUCUUUGUUAUCACAAAUUAUUAGAAUGUUUCAUUCAAAAAAUCGAUUAUUAAUUACUGGUACUCCUUUACAAAAUAAUUUACGUGAAUUAUGGGCUUUAUUGAAUUUCAUAUUGCCUGAUGUUUUUGCUGAUACUGAAUCAUUUGAUGAAUGGUUUCAUAAUAAAGAUAGUACUGAAUCAGAAGAAAAAGUCGUAACUCAAUUACAUAAAGUUUUAAAACCUUUCUUAUUAAGAAGAAUUAAGGCAGAUGUUGAAAAAUCAUUAUUACCUAAAAAGGAACUUAAUAUUUAUGUUAAAAUGAGUGAUAUGCAAAAACAAUGGUAUCAAAAGAUUUUAGAAAAAGAUAUUGAUGCAGUUAAUGGAGCUAAUGGUAAAAAGGAAUCCAAAACAAGAUUAUUAAACAUUGUAAUGCAAUUAAGAAAAUGUUGUAAUCAUCCAUAUCUUUUCGAAGGGGCGGAACCAGGACCUCCAUAUACAACUGAUGAACAUUUAGUGUUUAAUUCCCAAAAAAUGGUUAUCUUGGAUAAAUUAUUAAAAAAAUUUCAAGCUGAAGGUUCUCGAGUAUUAAUUUUUUCACAAAUGAGUAGAAUGUUGGAUAUUUUAGAAGAUUAUUGUUUUUUCCGAGAUUAUCAAUAUUGUAGAAUUGAUGGACAAACUGAACAUACUGAUAGAAUUAAUGCAAUUGAUGAAUAUAAUCGACCAGGAAGUGAAAAGUUUGUAUUUUUAUUGACAACCAGAGCUGGGGGUUUAGGUAUUAAUUUAACCACGGCUGAUGUUGUUAUUUUAUUUGAUUCUGAUUGGAAUCCUCAAGCUGAUUUACAAGCCAUGGAUCGUGCUCAUAGAAUUGGACAAACUAAACAAGUUAAAGUAUUUAGAUUUGUUACUGAAAAUGCAAUUGAAGAAAAAGUUUUAGAAAGAGCCACUCAGAAAUUAAGAUUGGAUCAAUUGGUUAUUCAACAAGGGAGAAAUACUGCCGGAUUGGAUGGACAACAAAGUAGUAAAGCGGCAUCUAAGAAUGAAUUAUUGGAUAUGAUUCAAUUUGGUGCUGCUGAUAUGUUUAAGAAAGAUGGAACUGAAGAAAAAGAUGAUACUAUUGAUAUUGAAGAUCUUUUGAAACGUUCAGAAGCUAAAUCUCAAGAAUUAGCUCAAAAAUAUGCUGGUUUAAAUUUAAAUGCAUUACAAAAUUUCACUAAUGAUGAGUCAGUAUAUGAAUGGAAUGGAGAAAAUUUCAAAAAGAAAGAACCUACAGCAAUUACCAAUAUUGGUCAUGCUUGGAUUAAUCCGGGGAAACGUGAACGUAAAGAAAAUUAUUCAAUUGAUAUGUAUUAUAAAGAUGUUUUAAAUACUGGUGGUAGAACUGCCAAUUCAAAUGCUAGUAAGUCUGGUCCAAGACCUCCAAAACAAUUAAAUCUUUAUGAUCAUCAAUUCUAUCCUGCAAAAGUACUUGAAUUACAUGAAUUAGAAAAGAAUUAUUAUAAGAAACAAAUUCAUUAUAAAGUUCCAUUAAAAGCGGGUGAUUCAGCUAGUUUAAAACAACGAGAAUUGGAACAAAAAUUAGAACAACAAGAAAUUGAUAAUUCACGUCCAUUAACUGAUGAAGAAAAAGAAUUGAAGGAGGAAUUAUUACAACAAGGAUAUAGUAAUUGGAAUCGACGUGAUUUUAUUCAUUUUAUUCUGGUUUGUUCAAAAUAUGGUCGGAAUUCAAUUUCAUUAAUUGCUCAAGAAUUUGAAGAUAAAUCAGAAGAUGAAGUUCGAGAAUAUGCUCAAGCUUUUUGGAAAAAUUAUGAAGAAAUUGAAGGUCAUGAAAGAUAUAUUAAUCAAAUUGAAUUAGGUGAAGAAAAGAUCCUAAAAUUAAAAUUACAAAAAGAAGCCUUGAGAAGAAAAUUAUCUCAAUAUAAAUAUCCAUUACAAGAAUUAGUAUUAAAAUAUCCUCCUGCUUCUACUAAUAAACGAGUAUUCAGUGAUGAAGAAGAUCGAUUCUUAAUGGUUCAAUUAUAUCGAUUUGGAUUAGAUCUGCCUGAUUUAUAUGAAAGGAUUAAAUUGGCUAUUCGACAAUCACCAUUAUUUCAAUUUGAUUUCUUUUUCCAAAGUAGAAAUUCAAGUGAAUUAUCAAGAAGAUGUACUACAUUAUUAGGAUGUAUACUUAAAGAAGUUCAUCCUGAUUUACAAAAUGGGACAAAUACUCCAAGUGGGAAGAGAUCUAAAGAAGCAACUCCAGAAGUUAAAUCUAAGAAACCAAGAAAGAAAUAA